Messenger RNA from Mycotypha africana, 855 nucleotides. Its product is annotated as transcriptional regulator TACO1-like protein. The coding region runs from base 1 to 855 and encodes 284 amino acids. Gene Ontology annotation, cellular component: mitochondrion. Lineage: Eukaryota; Fungi; Mucoromycota; Mucoromycetes; Mucorales; Mycotyphaceae. The record is from RefSeq and is a predicted model, not a curated record. The transcript has 6 exons.
AUGGGUGAUAAAGAGACAAAAAGUGACAUUCACACAUGCUUCCCUCCCAUUUUAGAACUUCGCAGACUGAACCAACAACGAUUCGCUGGACACAAUAAGUGGAGUAAGGUGAAGCAUACCAAAAACGCUAAGGAUGCCAAAAAAAGUUCAAUGUACUCAAAAAUAGGCCUUGAAAUAACCGCUGCUGCCAAAGCUGGCGGGACUGAUCCAAUUACUAACAACAAGUUACAGGCGGCUUUGAACAGAGCAAAAUCAGCCAACAUGCCGAAAGAUACCAUAGAAAAUGCAUUGAAAAGAGCCUUGGAUAAAAAUAAGGAUAGUUUAGAAAAAGUGACUUACGAAUGCGUUGGUCCAGGGGGGAUAGCGAUGAUUGUAGAAACAUUGACAGACAACAAAUCACGUACGGUGAAAGAAGUGAAAGAAGUAUUAAAUAGAGUAGGUGGUUCUGUCUCGUCUGUGGGUUAUUUAUUCGAUAAAAAAGGAAAAGUGACAUUUACAGCGGGACAAUCUGGACAUAGUUUUGAACAGAUAAUGGAUCAUGCAAUUGAGUGCGGUGUGGAAGAUAUAGAAGAAAUACCAGCAGACGAAAUUACUGCACCUGAAGGAGAAACCGAAGGAAACACUGAUAACCUGAUAGAGGUGAUUUGUGAGUUCUCGGAACUUAAUAAUGUUUCAAAGGCUCUGAUGGAUCGGUGUCAAUAUGAAGUCCAAGAAAUCGGACCUGUAUACAUUCCAAAUAGUACGGUAGAAGUUAACGAUGAGGAGACAAUUGAAGCAGUAGAAAAAACAUUUGAAAGAAUGGAAAAUUUGGCGGAUGUUGUAAAGAUACAUACAAAUGCAAGCUUUGCAAAUUAA